This is a messenger RNA of Biomphalaria glabrata, 2084 nucleotides long. Its product is annotated as perivitellin-2 67 kDa subunit-like. Bases 1 to 1731 code for a protein of 576 amino acids. The transcript is spliced from 2 exons. NCBI's taxonomy places the organism in Eukaryota, Metazoa, Mollusca, Gastropoda, Planorbidae. The record is from RefSeq and is a predicted model, not a curated record.
AUGCUAGACCCUCGCGUUACAGCAACCUGUUGGAUGGUGUUUUCUUUUCUAAUCAAGUUUGCGACCGCCAAACAGUGCACCAAUCCACCUCCUGGGAUACAUAAGAUGGUCAGAGGCGUGGACAUCACAAGGCUUGACCUUGUCCCUCUCGAGGAUUCUGGGAACGAUGGUUUCAUGAGCCCAGUUUUAAACUUUACAUGUGAUGAGACGAGGACUUGGAAGACGCCUGAGGGAAAAGAAUACCAGUUACCUGAUCAGAUCUGGCACUUAUCCUCACACCCAGGAGGCUGGCUCAGUGCUGACGUACACCUCUACAAGUCAUAUGACGACGUCCGGAAGUCAUUGUCUGCAGAAGUCGGUUUAAGCGGGACACUUUGGAAAUUCGCUUUCUCUUCAAGUAAUUCCUUCAAAAAAAUGCAAAACACCAUCAGUAACUCCUCAAGGUACAUUUCAGACCUGGGCACUUUUGAAUCUGCACUGAAAGCUGAAUUCAAGCCCAGCUGGGUGGUUGGUAUGGACGUCUACGCCCAAAAGUUCGUCGACAAUUUCCUAACCGGAACGUUUGAAGCGAACCCCAGUGGAUAUAAUCGAUUUAUCACUAAUUUUGGGACACAUUACUUCACCAGAGGAAAUUUCGGCGGCUUCAUCCGCGACGUUAUAGAAACCAGGUCGGACUACUUUUACUCAAGAUCCGAUCGAGAAGUUGAAUCAAACGCCAAAGCUUCAUUUUUAAACGUUAUGUCGGUAACCGGAAGUUUUGGGAGCAGCAGUCAGAGAGUGGACCAGAACUUCACUAAUGCCUCCACGCACAUUGUUCGUUACUAUGGAGGAAACACUAAUCUCUUGGCGCAAAAUGGCGUGUCAGAAUGGCAAACUACAGUGGACCUCGACCCUUGGCUUUUCUCUGGUGAACUUAAACCUAUAAGUGAUUUGAUUUCAGAUGAGACCAAGAAACAGAGCAUGGAAAGAGCUGUUGAAAAUUAUGUUCUAAGAAGCUAUCUAGGAGAGCUGGAAAGAAUAGUUGCUUCCGCGAGGUCAAAGGCUAACGAUCCUGUUUUGAAUGGUCUUGAAGCGAGGGUUAUUAAAAUGAAAAGUGUUCCGGUUCUUGAUUUAGAAGACGUGGAAACGUUAAGUGGUGACAUCCAAAACGAGAUUACGGCGCCCACUUGGUUUACCAUGAACACCAAACUGUGCUUCAAAUGGUGGGCUACGCACAUUGGGACUCAAUGUGGAGGGGGCGCCGAUAGCCUUCUGUGCGCAACGCCAAACAGCAUGACCCCUUUCUACCAGGACAACACGGACGACAGGGCAGGCGGCUGCUGGAUGCAGUGGGGCAUUCACUCCAAUGGUUAUCCUUCUUGGUUCGAGGAUGUCCAAAUCUGCUACAGGUGGGAAGGUGACAAAAGUUUCUGCGGCGGUGGAGCGGAUAAUUUGCUCUGCUCUGGCAUAAACAAUUUCACAUUAAAGUACUUAGAUGAUACAGACGAUCGCAAAGGAGGCUGCAUCAUGUCUUGGAAAUUAGUCGUGCCAGACUCGGUACCGCUCUGGAUGAAGCUAGUCAAUCUUUGCUUUUUUUGGUAUCCAGAUGGUACUGCGGGACAGUGUGGACAUGCAUCUUCUAGGCGGUUAUGCGCUGUAGCCAAUCAGUGGACAGAAAAAUUUAUGGAUGACACAGACGACCAAGUUGGCGGAUGUAGAAUGAGCUGGGGACUUAAACUCAUGUUUCAAUGAUUGCUUGGUUUGUGGUCUACUUACAACUUUAUCAUUCUAUAAAGAAAUUCUGGUAAAACUGAUGGGGAAAAUAUUGUUGUUCUUUUGAAUUUUUGUCUUUUAAAAAAUACAAUUAAGGUUUUCAGUAUUUAUACACUAAUUAAUUAUUUUUAAAAAUGUGUUCAAUCGCAUGAUUAUCAGGAAAAUACAUUAGCAUCAGUUACUGGUUUUUUGGCGUUUACAUGUCAGUAUUUUGGAAUAUAUGCUUUUUUUUGUAAAAACUUUCAUUCUAACUUUAAAUCUGCGACUGGACACCAGCUUUCUAUGUUUGAUAUCGAUUUCUAUUUCAUUUGCAGUCUUUUUUUUUUACUUCA